Messenger RNA from Mollisia scopiformis, 355 nucleotides. RefSeq lists its product as uncharacterized. The transcript is spliced from 2 exons. The coding region runs from base 114 to 308 and encodes 64 amino acids. The record is from RefSeq and is a predicted model, not a curated record. Lineage: Eukaryota; Fungi; Ascomycota; Leotiomycetes; Helotiales; Mollisiaceae.
CACGUUCGCCGUUCACAAAAUACCUCUAUUUGAUUGGAGUAUUAAUCUCAGAUGCAGGGGAAAGAAGAGAGACUUGUUAACCUUGUCCUAGCUCACCGAGUCCUCAGGGCUCAAUGAUCAUGGACUCCUCGAGCUCAUUUAGCACACUGCACAACGGCGGAGCCAGGACAAAGUACAAGAUCGUCGCUCUCUCGUCUGCAAGCGGUCAUGUUCCAAGCCCAGUUAGGCCUAACGAAAACAACCCAACGCCAACCUCGGUCCCCCUUCCGCCCAGAUUUCAAGACGACAGUAGGCGACUAGACGACUAGCAAACAGCACCAGCUGCCGGUAGCAGGGACUAAACAGAAGCAACAAG